GCGAGGGCAAAGAAGGUCCUAGAACACAUUCCCAUCUAUAUAUACCCUUGUACUUGUCUCCCUCUGCAAUCAGAUUUCGUAAUUCCAAAGCUAAAAUUCCUGCAGCGAAUCACUUCUCAAAUCCUAGCACGCGCUCUUUCUCUCUCUAAAUUCUCUCUGAUUGUAAGACUGAUUCAUCAUCAAUGGCGGACGUUCAGAUGGCCGAUGCUGAGACCUUCGCUUUCCAGGCCGAAAUCAACCAGCUUCUGAGCCUCAUCAUCAACACUUUCUACAGCAACAAGGAGAUUUUCCUUCGUGAACUCGUCAGCAACUCCUCUGAUGCAUUGGAUAAGAUCCGAUUUGAGAGCUUGACGGACAAGAGCAAACUUGAUGCUCAACCGGAGCUCUUCAUUAGGAUUGUCCCCGACAAGACCAACAAAACGCUUUCCAUCAUCGACAGCGGUAUCGGAAUGACCAAAGCAGAUUUGGUUAACAAUCUGGGUACAAUUGCGAGGUCUGGGACUAAGGAAUUUAUGGAGGCAUUGCAAGCAGGAGCCGAUGUGAGCAUGAUUGGGCAAUUCGGUGUUGGUUUCUACUCGGCUUAUCUUGUUGCAGAUAAGGUUAUAGUCACAACUAAGCACAACGAUGAUGAGCAGUACAUUUGGGAAUCACAGGCUGGUGGCUCAUUCACCGUCACUAGGGACGUCAAUGGAGAGCAACUGGGCAGAGGAACCAAAAUCACUCUCUUCCUCAAGGACGAUCAGUUGGAGUACUUGGAAGAGAGAAGAAUCAAAGAUCUUGUGAAGAAGCACUCUGAGUUCAUCAGCUACCCAAUUUACCUGUGGACUGAGAAAACAACAGAGAAGGAGAUCAGUGACGACGAAGAUGAUGAGCCCAAGAAGGAAGAAGAGGGCGAUAUUGAAGAGGUUGACGAGGAGAAAGAGAAAGAGAAGUCAAAGAAGAAGAAGGUGAAGGAGGUCACUCAUGAGUGGCAGCUCAUCAACAAGCAGAAACCCAUUUGGUUGCGCAAGCCCGAGGAGAUAACCAAGGAGGAAUACGCCUCUUUCUACAAGAGCUUGACAAAUGAUUGGGAAGAUCACCUUGCAGUCAAGCACUUCUCUGUUGAGGGACAGCUUGAAUUUAAAGCUAUUCUGUUUGUGCCAAAGAGAGCUCCAUUUGAUCUAUUUGACACCCGCAAGAAGAUGAACAAUAUCAAGCUCUAUGUCCGGAGAGUGUUCAUCAUGGACAACUGUGAAGAGCUCAUCCCGGAGUACCUUGGAUUUGUUAAGGGUGUUGUUGACUCUGAUGACUUGCCACUCAACAUCUCUCGUGAGAUGCUGCAACAGAACAAGAUUCUCAAGGUGAUCAGGAAGAACCUUGUGAAGAAAUGCAUUGAGAUGUUCAAUGAGAUUGCAGAGAACAAGGAGGACUACAACAAAUUCUAUGAAGCUUUCUCCAAGAAUUUGAAGUUGGGUAUCCAUGAGGACAGCCAGAACAGGGCGAAAUUGGCUGAUUUGCUCAGAUAUCACUCAACAAAGAGCGGCGACGAGCUGACUAGCCUGAAGGAUUAUGUCACGAGAAUGAAGGAGGGCCAAAAGGACAUCUACUAUAUUACUGGCGAGAGCAAGAAAGCUGUUGAGAACUCACCAUUUUUGGAGCGGCUCAAGAAAAAGGGCUAUGAAGUGCUCUUCAUGAUUGACGCCAUUGAUGAGUAUGCUGUUGGGCAAUUGAAGGAAUAUGAUGGGAAGAAGCUUGUUUCUGCUACUAAGGAAGGUUUGAAGCUAGAUGAUGAGAGUGAGGAGGAGAAGAAAAAAAGGGAGGAAAAGAAGAAAUCCUUUGAGAACCUUUGCAAGACCAUCAAGGACAUUCUUGGAGACAAGAUUGAGAAGGUGGUUGUCUCUGAUAGGAUUGUGGAUUCUCCCUGCUGUUUGGUGACUGGAGAGUAUGGUUGGACUGCAAACAUGGAGAGGAUCAUGAAAGCUCAGGCACUGAGGGACAGCAGCAUGAGCUCUUACAUGUCAAGCAAGAAGACCAUGGAGAUCAAUCCUGACAAUGGAAUUAUGGAGGAGUUGAGGAAGAGAGCUGAGGCUGACAAGAACGACAAGUCGGUGAAAGAUCUUGUGAUGCUGCUGUUUGAGACGGCGCUCUUGACUUCUGGGUUCAGUCUUGAUGAUCCAAAUACAUUUGCUGCGAGGAUUCACAGGAUGUUGAAAUUGGGCCUGAGCAUCGAGGAGGAUGAGGAAGCAGGUGAGGAUGCCGACAUGCCAGCUCUGGAAGAGGAGGCUAACGAGGAGAGCAAAAUGGAAGAAGUGGAUUGAGUACAUAGAAUAUUACAUUUGUAAUGGGCGUGUGUUGUGGAUAACCUGUGUUUUAUCGUCUUAGGCAAGUGAUGGUGUAGAGGUUUUUGUGAGGUCGUGUCUGGGAGUGAGUACUCCCCUUGUUUGUCCAGUCUUUUGUCUUUUCACUUUUGGUUUUUGAGUCUUACCUGUGGUCGUGGACCUAUUUCAGUGCAUUACCACCUAUUUUCUUAACAAUCAAGUGUAGUCAUUGUUCUCUCUCUC
Camellia sinensis is the source of this 2540-nucleotide messenger RNA. Its product is annotated as heat shock protein 83. Gene Ontology annotation, biological process: protein folding. NCBI's taxonomy places the organism in Eukaryota, Viridiplantae, Streptophyta, Magnoliopsida, Ericales, Theaceae. The record is from RefSeq and is a predicted model, not a curated record. Gene Ontology annotation, molecular function: ATP binding; ATP hydrolysis activity; ATP-dependent protein folding chaperone.